Molecule: messenger RNA, 1266 nt
Organism: Dibothriocephalus latus
Lineage: Eukaryota; Metazoa; Platyhelminthes; Cestoda; Diphyllobothriidea; Diphyllobothriidae
Source: the annotation of a GenBank genome assembly
AUGCCAGAGGUGCAGGCUGUUGUAAUAGGUAGCGUGCCUUUGGCGUGUGUAGCCCUGUACUUCGUAGGUCGUCUAAUUUGGCAGGAGAUUUCACACAGAUCAGUAAAACCAGCCCUUGCCGCGGCCCAUCUACUGACGGGCGCCGGCAGCAUUUGGAAUCAUCCGGUCUUCAUUGCACUUGCUUGUUCCAGGAUCUACGCCCCUAACCUCCUCAUGGAGACUCUCUACAACGGGGCCUUGCAGACGAUUUGUCUAUUUUUUGUCCGCCUAGCAAGCGUCCUGCUCUGUCUUGCCCUGUGGAACCACCUCUACACAACAGGGCACUCAAACGUCAACUCUUACGUUAAGUGCCGAUAUCGCAGCGCCUGGAUCAAUUUCCUCUAUAACGCCAAUACCCUCUUUGGUUUCUCCUACCUGAUCACUUUGGAGUCUGGCCCGACUGCCUACGCAUUUGUGGACUUUCAAGUUGCAGACAGGCUGAUGCCAUUUCUCAUCAUCUUCUGGCUGCUGUUGACUAGCCUCGGCGGCUUUGAGAUCACAAUGUUGGCUCUCACUGUCAUCUGGCUUAUCGAAAUUUUGGGGCACGUUGCCGCCGCACUUAAGCUUCCGAAAUUCCAACUUAUGGAGCCAGCGGUGGAUACUUUCAAGGUCAACGCCUGUCUCAGUAACCUUGGCCUGCCCUCAUUUGUGAUUAUUUUCUUCCAAAUGAUGACAGUGUUGCCAUUCUAUCGGCUCUACAGAGCAGCCGGAACAAGAGCCAGAGGCAACUUUGCUAUAGCCCUCAGCAUCAUCACCAGAGCAGUCCACUCUAUCGGCAGUGCCAACUUCCGCGGCAACCUCUUCUACUUACCUCUGCUACCCACGAUCCUCACGGUGACGGUGGGGACGUUUUUGGUGCUGGGUCUGAUGCAGAAGAUACUCAAGGAUACUGUGGUAGUGCCAAUGACUGUUAUCCAGCUGCUGGUGUCAAAUAAGGAGGAUUUUGUAGCCCAUAGAGAGAUUUGGUCGAAGGAUUUUGAGAAUAUGAGCAAUAGCUGGAUGUGUGGAGUGACCUGGUUUCCCACUAUGCUGGCCCUCUUCUUCGCUCUCGUUAUGAUGAUACUCGCCAUAAUGCUGCAGGUGCCAACAACCGGGCACUUGGAGGAGUUCGCUGGAGAAGGAAAGGCAAAAGAUGACGAGGAGACGGAGGGAGACGACGAGGGCAUGGAAGUUAAUGUUGAUCGGAGUGUCGCUGGAAGUGUCGGCGACUUCCUCAAGGAUGCUUAA